AUGCCCCAGCUCUGGGUGAAGGCGAAACCCAGCCGCAGUAGCCUCGCUGGGCCAGGGAAGCAGCCCCGAGUUUACAUCGUCCUGGAGCUUCACAACCCCAGCCAGGAAGGGGUGAGGGUUGCUGGCCGCUGGCCACAGAGCCAGGGCGGGCAGCACAGGACCCGCCUGGAGAGGGGCUCCGCCGGCUCGAGGAAGAGGACACAGCACAAGGGCACGCUGCCUGCGGCCGGGAACACCACCCAGCCCGCAAGAUACUUGGGAUCGCGUCAGACGCAGCUGCGGCGGGCGGCCCGGGCUGCCGUGGGCCCCCGGGUGAGGGGCCACCUGGAGGAUGGCCGGCAGCACCUCAGGACCUUGGGGGGAGGAGGGGGAGGACCCGGACGCCCUGCGCCGCCACGGGCUACACCGCCUGCCUGCUGCCCGAAGCGGGGGGGGGGGGGGCGGUGGGGGGCGGUGGGGGCGCAGCCCAAGGCGGGUGCUCUGGAUGCAAACCUGGAGUCGGGACCCGCUCACCGGGGCGCCGGAGUUUGCGGACGUGCUGGCCCAGCCACACCGCCCCUCCUGCCCCACGGUCAGCCGUGGCGCACCUCGCACUCACGGAGGGGCCACGGUCAGGCCGGAGGUCUAACGGCCAGAGCGGCAGACUGGAGGCCUUGGUCGGAGACAGGUGCGGCCCAGAGCGGGGCUUUUCCCCAGUACGUUCAGGAAACUGCCUCCUUCAGGGUGCCCUCCAGCAGGCCAGCCAGGGGACCCCCUUCCCCCCCCACCCGGCCCCCUGCCCCAUCCGAGUUCAGACUGAAGACCACUCUCCCUGUUGCAGCAGCAGACCUGGGAUCGGAGCCUGCAGACAACACGGCAGGAGGAUGCCGAGAUGAUCCUGAGUGUUCAUUAAACCAGUUCAAAGUCCUGUUACUGGGCAUCUGUGAUGUUGGAAAUGGAAAUUUUAAAGGUUAUUUUUUGCACACCCCGUUUCUCACUAUCUUCAUUAUUUCACAUAGGGUAUGAUUUUCUAGGUCUUCCACUUCUAACCGGAAAGCUGCUUGGUGGGGGUGGGGGAGCAAACUGAGCGAACUUGUCUGCACUGUGGCAGAACUGUUAUUUUUAUGGAUUUUACAGCUCAACUAACAGUGUUACCUUUUCAAGAUUUAUAUAUUUAUAUACUCUUAAGAAAAACCACUGAGCCGUUAAAGCCUUGUUAUUACUCGAUCCUAAUAGUGAUUCCGUUUUCUGUAGCUUUUAGGGUAGAAGGUAAAUUAUUUAACGUUCUAUUAAACUUUCCAUAUCAUGGAUUGUAAACCGAAGGAAAUUAUACAAAUUUCUGAGAAAAUGUAUUGGUUUAUUUAAACUAGUUCCAAAGUUGUCUUUGCAAGUAUGACCUCACAGUCUUGUCCACAGCAAACAUAUCUAUAUAUGGUUGCCAGCAUUUGGCUUAUAAUUUAAAUAUUAACAAAAAUCUUAAAUUUUAUUGGAAAAACUUUCCUUCUGAAAAGGACUUAAAAAACAUCAGUAUUUUUCUUCUCA
Molecule: messenger RNA, 1521 nt
Organism: Neomonachus schauinslandi (Hawaiian monk seal)
Lineage: Eukaryota; Metazoa; Chordata; Mammalia; Carnivora; Phocidae
Exons: 2
Coding region: 1-1005 (334 amino acids)
Source: RefSeq, a predicted model, not a curated record